AUGCCCCAAGACUCUAAGACGAAGAUACGCCCGCAGCAGUCGUGCCUCAGAUGUCGCGAGCGCAAAGUGAAGUGUGAUCGCUCUAUUCCAUGCCACGCCUGCAUAAUCCGCGGCCUCGAAGCGGAAUGCACCUACCUAACAACGGCUGAAGAUCGCGCCCAUAUCAGCCAAUCCGAAAUAAUCAACCAACUACGCCGCGAAGUUGCACAGCUGCGAGGGCGCCUGAACCAAGGUCCACGAGAGCCGGGUCAUAGCCAGAGCAAGCGCCAACGCCAGCGCUCGCUACUGGACCAAGGGACCGGGCCUUUCCCGGGGAAGGACCCGAGUUGGACACAAUAUACACCUGCGCACACGGGCUACAACCACGACAGCCAUGGCCAUGCCAAUGGCUCUGGGUAUGCGACCGGCGCUGGCGCUGGUUCUGCUUCGGCUAGAGGUACCCCGGAUGCCGGUGAAGGUAGCUGGCGCGGGUCGUCGCCAUCCUCGUCAAUCACGACCAUGACGAACUCUGUUACUGUUACGAGUCCUGAUAGUACGGGGAGUGAGAAUGGGGCUGGGUCGAUGUCCGCUUCGUCGCGGUCGGCUUCGGCUUCGGCUUAUCCUAUCGCGACGGGGUAUGCGCCACAAGUUGCGGAGCCAGAUGGGUCGACCGCAAUUGAGCCGCUUGCUUUUGGAAAUACUCUAGAAGAUACGACAAUGUUCGGUUGUUAUACGGGAGGCAUGACCUUCGCUCCGGGGGACAUGUCCGGAACAGUCCCAGUACCGAUGCAGGGUCUCCCGGUGCACGGGUUACACGCGGAGGAUGCGAUGCUAGGGAUGCACCACCCGUCGCUAUACGGAGCCAGUAACCAUGAUUAUAUGCUUGACGGAGGCAAAGCACUGCCAUACCUACAACACACUGGCUAUCCCGAACCCAUACCCACAUCAAGAGUAACACCUCACAGGGAGGAAUAUUCAAUUGAAGAUGACAGACCUCAUGCAUAUCAUCAGUGGGGGCAAGAUGCAUACGGGAAUCCGAAUCCAAGUCAGAACCAAUUCCCGCAUACGCAUAUAUACCAAAACCCGUCUCAUCAUUCAACUAUCAACUCCUUCACCAAUAUCACUGCCACCAACACAAACAUCAACACCUAUACAGAUGCACCCUUUUUUCCACCCACCCCGACACCCGUGGCAAGCGAUACUUCAAGCCAUGCCAGCCCCAGUUCCCAGGACCGUCCUUCACCAACAACCAUCAUGAACUCCAUGCCAAGCUCCUGGAGGGGCGAAGGGAAACAGGAACUGCUGGAGAUCCUGCUGGAAACAAUUGGCAGCUGUGACGAGCAACGUUUACCUCAGGUGAUUCAGGUCUUGCGGACAAGUCCUUCACCCGAGGAAGCUGUUUCAGGGGUAUGUCAGGUUCUCGGGAUUGGGACUGGGUGA
Messenger RNA from Penicillium samsonianum, 1419 nucleotides. Its product is annotated as Zn(II)2Cys6 transcription factor domain-containing protein. The transcript is spliced from 3 exons. Gene Ontology annotation, biological process: regulation of DNA-templated transcription. Bases 1 to 1419 code for a protein of 472 amino acids. Lineage: Eukaryota; Fungi; Ascomycota; Eurotiomycetes; Eurotiales; Aspergillaceae. The record is from RefSeq and is a predicted model, not a curated record. Gene Ontology annotation, molecular function: zinc ion binding; DNA-binding transcription factor activity, RNA polymerase II-specific.